Messenger RNA from Closterium sp. NIES-65, 2943 nucleotides. Lineage: Eukaryota; Viridiplantae; Streptophyta; Zygnematophyceae; Desmidiales; Closteriaceae. The record is from the annotation of a GenBank genome assembly.
AUGGCAUCGUCGCCGGGAGACCAGGGCAACGACCUGAUCGACGCGCUACCAGCGGCGCUCUGGCACCGCAUUUUCCACCUGCUGCUGGAGCGCCCCUGCACCGCCACCCCUCCGCACUCCGCGCGCGGCCGCUACUACUGCCGCGCGCGCAGCACGGCGCAGCGAGCAGAACCCAACUCCAGAGGCACUGGCGGUGGCGGCGGUGCUGGUAGUUCUACUGGCCGCAAUGUCUCACGAGGCGCUGAGAAUGGUUCGGCUAGAGUGGCACCGGUGCCCGUGUUCGUGAACGCCGGGGUGUCGCCGUGCUGGCUGCAUGCGCGCAACGCUCGCACGUAUGGCUCCUCGUGGCCUCUGCUGUGCUGCGCGCUCGCCAGCAAGAGAUUUCUCCACCUCGUCGCCUCCUUCUCCGAACAAGGCACGCCCAUGAGUCUGCACCUCACAGCCGCCCAGCCCCAGUGGACCACCAGCGUGCGCUGGCUGCUCUCCCGCUCCUCUCCCACCUUUCCUUUCCUCCGCCUCUCCUUCUCCCACCCCUCCCUCAUCCCCCUCAUUCGCCGCCCCUUCACUCUCCCCUCCUCUCCAGUCUCCUCCUCCCUCUCAGCCAUGCAACUAAGCUUGAGCAUCAGAGAGAAAUUCACAGAGGAGGAUUACCGCCAGAGUGAUUGGAAUCUAGGCUUUCUCACUCCCUGCUCCUCCCUGCACUCCCUCACACUCGGACCCCUGGCUGCCGUUUCCCCUCAGCUGCACGAGUUUUCGUUCUGCGAGCCGUGGAAGCUGGAGGAGGAGGGAGGGGAGGACUGCAAGGGACCGGUGCUGCUAGCGCUCGAGUUCCCCAGGGCUCGCCGCCUCUCCUUCCGCUUCCUCAGUCACGAGCUCAAGCUGAAACUCGCCCUUUCUCAUGACUCCCUCACCUCCUUCUCCGCCUGUGCCCAGUCCCUCACUCUCACCUGCAGCUCUGCCCGCCCUCUCACGUUGACCCAGAUUUUGCUGUUUGGGGAAGAGUGGAUUCAUAUUUCUUCCUUCAAUGUUGCCUCUGUCCGUGCGCUGUGCCUCAAUGGUCCGAUUAAUCUGCUGCCGCCACGCCCCCACCGCAUCCCAGCUGACGUUCAGAAAGCCAUGGAGAUCUGUGGAGACUCGUUUGUGUAUCUUCCGCCACCGCAGCCGUUUGCAUGGGCGGACUGGCUGAGGACACUCGCGCCAGCAGUGGAGCUGCUUAUAUCGAGGCACGACAUCGACCUUGGCGCCUGCAGGUUCUCCUGGCCGCGGCUGCGGAGCUUCGGGAUUGUCGUGGCGAGCGACUACGAUGUGAUGAACCCGGUGCGAGGGGAGAUGGCGGUGGAAGAUGUGGAGAGAGCAGAUGGGAAUGUGUUCAUCGAAUGGACGAGAGCACAGAGGAGGAAGGAGAAGGCGGAGUGGAGGGAGACGGAGCACAGGAUGAGGAAUCAAGGGCUCACUCGGUUUCAUGCAGGCCCGUUUGGCAACCAGCUUGGGGUUGACGAUGUUGAUGAUGAUGAUGACGAUGUUUAUGGUCCACUGGAGCGAGAGACGCCUUCACGCAGAUCUGCUCCCACUCGACUGUACAUCCCUCCGAAAAUCCAUGCUCCAAAUCUGCGGGCCAUCUUCUUUCCAACCCGCCGCAACACACCCCGAGCCUUGCUAGCAGACCUGAGGGCGAGGCAUCCCUCUCUGGCGCUGUACUGUGUUGCAAGGCACACGUGGUACUGGGAGAGGAAAGGGACGAGGGUAGAGGGUGGGCCGGUGUCGCAUGUGAGGGGGCCGAGAGGAGGGAAGAGCAGUGCGUCGUUUAGGAAUGGGAGGAAGAGCGUGCGGGACAAGAUGCACAGUGUGAAUCGCGGGCUGAUGGAGGGGUACACGCUGGAUGAGGAGGAGUGGUUCAUGGUGGAAAGACAGAACUGGAAGCCGGUGGUUGGUGCGGAGUAUGAGCGGGAGAGGGAUUGUGGUCGGGAUAGCGAUGGUGAAGAGUAUGAUGAUGAGGAGGAAGAGGAAGAGGUGGAGGAGGAGGAUGAGGAGGAUGAGGAGGAUGAAGAUGAUGAGGAUGAUGAGGAAGAUGAGGAUGAUGAGGAAGAUGAGGAUGAUUCCGCAGCAGCAUCAGGCCAAAGCGUGUUCUGCGCACAACCACAAGCGGCUGCCCGCUGCCACCACUCUUCCGCCGAGCCGUGCCACCACGACGAGGCGUGCACAGAAAGCGGGGCCAUGUCAGCAGCUGAUGACGCGUCCGCGUGCUGGCUCUGUUCCGCCGAUCGCGGCGCUGAUGCGCGCGCGGGGGGAAAGGGCAACCCGUCCGCGGAUGACAUGCGCGCGGAUGCGGAAGCGGAGGGCGCGAGGGGCAGGGGGGAUGGCGCGAGCAAGCAGGGCGAUCCGCUGACGUGGCGGUUCUUCUGCGGAACAUGUGGCGCGCUGCAACCGGUGGACAAACGUACGGACCUGUUCGAACUGUUCGGCCUCCCGCGUGCAUUCGCCGUCGACCUAUCACUAUUGGAGCAGCGCUACAAGCAGCUGCAGAAGAUGCUUCACCCGGACCUGCAUGGGGGCAGAUCAGAGGAGGAGAGGGCACUAUCAGCGGAGCAAGCAGCGCAUGUCAUAGACGCCUACUACACGCUCCUCAGGCCACUCUCUCGCGCCAAGUACCUUCUGCGAGCUAGCGGCGUGACAGCAGCAGAGCUGAGUGGGGACAGCCCGGGGCGGGACCAACAGCUGCUCAUGGAGGUGAUGGAACUGAGGGAGACCGUUGAGGACGCUGACAGCCCCGAGGAGCUGCAAGCUCUGCAGUCACAGACCCAGGAGAGAAUGGAAGGGCUGUACAGCAGCUUUGACGAUGCGUUUCGGAGGGGCGAUGUGGGAGCAUGUGUGGGGCUGCUGCACCGCAUGGCAUACUUCCAGCGCGUAGCCAAUGAGAUUGACAACCGGCUGCACUCUAUGUAG